ACCUGGUUAUAUAAAAGUUUAUUAAAACACUUUAAAACCAAUUAAAAGGCGGAAAAACAGCACUUCAUUCUUGGCUUCCCCCCGGCAAGAAAAACAUAUAUGGGCUCUCUCUCUCUCUCUCUCCUCUUGCUUCUGUUCUAAACUUAACAUAGAUUCUGAUUCCUGUUGAUAAGGUACAAAGAUUUCACAAUCAAAUCCCACACACAUUCAUUCUUAACUAAAAGAAAAAACAAUUAUAUCUAUCUCUCUAGUACACAUAACAAAUCACUGUCAGAGGUCCAAGAUUUGAGAAUGAGGAACCAGGUUUGUACAUGGGUUUUGAUAUUCUUGAUUGGAUUCGGUGUUUUGGGAAGUGGGUAUGAGUUUGCUGAGACAGAUUUCCAUUACAAUACAAGCGAAGUUAUUUCAUUCAUGGAAGCUUCUUCUUCUGCUGUUGUUGCCCCUAAUCCUCUUAUUGUUGGUCUCACUCUUAUUCCAGGAGCUGCUGCUAAAGGAGCUGUAUGUUUGGAUGGAACAUUACCCGGGUAUCAUUUGCACCGAGGAUUCGAAUCGGGCGCAAACAGUUGGCUCAUUCAAUUGGAGGGUGGAGGAUGGUGUAACACUGUUAGAUCUUGUGUUUACCGGAAAACAACCAGGCGUGGAUCAUCAAAAUUUUUUGAGAAACAGUUGGCGUUUACCGGAAUUUUGAGCAAUAAAGCUGAAGAUAAUCCAGAUUUUUUCAACUGGAAUCGAGUAAAGGUUCGCUAUUGUGAUGGUGCAUCAUUUGCCGGGGAUGCAGAAGAUAAGGCUAAUGACCUCCAAUUUAGAGGCCACAAAAUAUUCUUGGCAGCAAUGGAAGACUUGAUGUCAAAGGGAUUGCGAAAUGCUGAUCAAGCACUUCUUUCUGGGUGCUCGGCAGGCGGUUUGGCAUCUAUUUUACACUGUGACGAGUUUAGUUCUUUAUUCCCCGGAAGCACUAAAGUCAAGUGUUUGGCUGAUGCUGGAAUGUUUAUGGACGCGAUUGAUGUUGCUGGUGCACGUACACUAAGGAACAUGUAUGAAGGUGUUGUAACCUUGCAGGGGGUUGCUAAAAACUUAUCGCCGGCAUGUAUCAGCCAACUCGACCCAACCUCGUGCUUUUUUCCUCAGAACAUAGUUCCCCACAUUAAGACUCCUAUGUUCAUCCUCAAUGCUGCAUACGAUUCUUGGCAGGUUGUUUCCAGUUUAUGCACUCCACCCGCGGAUCCUACUGGUGCUUGGAAGGCAUGCAAGCACAACACUGACAGUUGUUCACCAUCUCAGAUGAACUUCUUUCAAGAUUUCAGAAACCAGAUGCUGAAUGCACUUAAAGGAUUCUCUACGUCCAAACAAAACGGGCUGUUUAUAAAUUCUUGUUUCGCGCAUUGCCAAACAGAGAGGCAGGAUACAUGGUUUGCAGAUGAUUCUCCGAUUAUUAACAACAAGCCGGUAGCGUUGGCGGUGGGAGACUGGUAUUUCGAUAGAUCAAGCGUGAAAGAAACAGACUGCCCGUAUCCAUGUGACAAGAGUUGUCACAAUCUGCAAUUUAGAUCAUAAAUUUAUGUAACAUCUUCGUAUAUUUUAUUUGAAUGAAAUUAAUAAACUGCAUUUCCCAUUGUUUGGUCAAGAACAAGUUGGGAUAUUAUUAUUAUUAACAAAAUUAUUGUGAUUCUGGCACUCUUUUCUUUGAUGUAAUAGUAUUGCAAAAGUAUGUUCUUUGAGUGGCUA
Molecule: messenger RNA, 1725 nt
Organism: Helianthus annuus (common sunflower)
Lineage: Eukaryota; Viridiplantae; Streptophyta; Magnoliopsida; Asterales; Asteraceae
Product: pectin acetylesterase 12
Exons: 12
Coding region: 292-1554 (420 amino acids)
Biological process (GO): cell wall organization
Cellular component (GO): plant-type cell wall
Molecular function (GO): pectin acetylesterase activity
Source: RefSeq, a predicted model, not a curated record